AUGUUUGGACUAGGGAAGUUAUUCUACGUGGUAGUUUUAACAAUAAAUGGUAUAGCUGUACUAAGUGAAGAUAGAUUUUUAAAUAGAAUUGGUUGGGGAUCUACAACAUCAUCAAAUUCAAAUGGUAAUAUACAAAAUCAAUUUAAUCAAUUUCAAACAGGAUUAGAUAGUAGUGAAGGUUCAGUAAAGAAAAAAUUAAUAAAUCUAAUAAGUGCUGUUAGAACUUUAAUGAGGAUACCUUUGAUUGCUGUAAAUAUUGCAAUUAUAUUGUAUGAGAUUAUAUUGGGUUAA
Molecule: messenger RNA, 291 nt
Organism: Lodderomyces pseudojiufengensis
Lineage: Eukaryota; Fungi; Ascomycota; Pichiomycetes; Serinales; Debaryomycetaceae
Exons: 1
Coding region: 1-291 (96 amino acids)
Biological process (GO): endoplasmic reticulum to Golgi vesicle-mediated transport
Cellular component (GO): Golgi membrane; endoplasmic reticulum membrane; COPII-coated ER to Golgi transport vesicle
Source: RefSeq, a predicted model, not a curated record